This is a messenger RNA of Dinoponera quadriceps, 1535 nucleotides long. RefSeq lists its product as uncharacterized. The coding region runs from base 662 to 928 and encodes 88 amino acids. The record is from RefSeq and is a predicted model, not a curated record. NCBI's taxonomy places the organism in Eukaryota, Metazoa, Arthropoda, Insecta, Hymenoptera, Formicidae. The transcript is spliced from 3 exons.
GGGAGUCGCAUGCUCAGCCCGCCGCAUAAAUUGAAACUGUUAAUCCAAUUUGAUUGGGUAUAGUCUGAAUAGUCCGAGACAGCAUUGAAAGCAAUAGUCUAUUCUUCUAAGGAACCUUCAGGAUCGAAGUAUCUUCUCUCCUUUCCUUCGCUCUCGAUGAAAUGAAACAUAUAAUUGUCGAGUUUUUGUUAAUUUUAUCGAUUCGAGAUUGCCGAUGCGACGACGGUGGGAAAAAGUUCCGGAGCGACCAGGGGAAGUCAAUAUGUAUUCACCAGCUCACGGCGCGAAAACUAUUAAUGUCUCGACACUGAGACAACUCCAUUUUUCUUAGCUCCGACUUUGCCGAUGGCUGUCAUUAAUACGCGGGCGUCCCGAUGUUUUUCGAAUAUACCCUAUACUAUAUUAAUAGACUAUCGUUUCGCGCAACAGUAUAAAUACCAUUCCCCGGGCUUGCGUAACUAUAACGCCGUCCGCGAGAAACGUCUACGCCGGGCGCACACAUCUACGGACAAUGGCGUGUGUGUGUGCACAGUAGCCCCGAAUAAAUGUUCCCGCUCGCGAAAAAAGAUUUAUCGACGUCCGGCUGCUACGAGUGUGAGCUUCGCUCGAUAAAAAAUAUCCACUUGGUGUGCGCGCUAAUUUCCCGCGAUUUCCUCUCGAUAUGAGCAUGAACGACGCGCAAAUGUUAGCGAGAAUUUCCAGCACGCAAGGAGCGUCCCAGGACCGCCGAAAAAGACGGCUCCGCGAAGGCGCGUCUGACGACGCACGACAAGGACGGAAUAAAAAGUUUCACAAGCGGAGAUAUGAUCCGAAAGAAAGUUACUCGGGAGGUCUCCUCGCGACAUCAUUGGUGUUCAAUUAUUGGUGCCGAGCGAAACGCGAAGCGACCCUUACAGCUGAGAUCCCAGACAACGUGCAAUAUUUAUAAUAUAUUUCAAAAAUAUAGAUAUUAAAUAUUUCGAAAAUAUUCAAAUGUCCGAGAAGGUCAGGUGUGAGGAAGAUUAUGAUAAAUAUUCGAAAAUAUUGACGAAGAAUAUUUGUCACAAUAAUAAUAAAAACAUGAUUUCAUUUAAGUAAAACCGUGUGUUUCAAUGAUUUAUGAAAAAUAUUUAUAAUAAAUUUCUCGAGUACUUAUCCUAACCUUCCUCGUACCUGACUUUCCCAGACAUUUGGAUAUUUACAAAAUAUUUAAUAUCCACAUUCUUUAAAUAUUUUAUAAAUAUUGUGUGCUAUCUGGGAUAUUUAUUAAGGUUCCCUUUGUUUCCGAGUAUUAUAAGCCCGGCACCGAAAACAUGCAUCCACACAGGGCGGGCUAUUUCCGAAAAUUAGGUUUGAUCUUCACCGCGUACCAAUUCGCCUCGAUAAAUUAAAUUAAUCAUCCCGAGUGCACGCUCCGCAUUAUCUAUCGUACGUUGCGAACAAACUCAAACGUGUUACGAUCCGUCGAACGGCUUUGCUUCCACGUACGAAUGUAUCUCACGAAUAAAUGAAAUGUACCAACAAAUACCUAUUGAGCUUAUUUAUCUCAUGAACAA